UCGACAGUGCUCGCGCCUAGUGCUUUGCGGUGAAUUAAAAAAAGUUUUUUAAAAAUAGAAUACAGUGAAUAUUUGAACAUGAAUGGUGAAGUGUAGUAAUAUUAAUUGCGGUUAAAUAGUGAGACUUAGUUUUUUUUUCAAAAUGGCAAAAGCGACUGUUUUAUUUCGGCAAUGCAUUAUCCCUCGUCAGUCCCGUUCUGUCAGUACGACCUCACCCCGCCGCACAUCGACGUCGCCUCAACGUCGCUCUGCCGCCGCGCCGUCGCCAGCGACAUCGCUCAAACCCUUCAGCGAGAUCCCUGGGCCGCUAGCGCUGCCUAUGCUGAGGCAUUCUGCACAUGUUUUACCUAGGAUAGGUAACUUCCACCACACAGUCGGCCUAGGCCUGCUCGAAGGCCUCCAGUCCCGCUACGGAGACCUUGUGCGUCUAGCGAAGGCCUCUCGCACCCGCCCCGUGCUGUACGUGUUCCACCCUGAGCUGAUGAGAGAGGUGUACGAGAGUUGUUCAACGGAGCCGCCUCAUUGGACGCGAUCUCCGCUCAAAACACACCGAGCUUCUACGGGCUGUCCGUACCACGGUGACGAAACUAAUGCGAUCUGGGCAUCCAUAGGAGCACUCCUAGAAGACCCAGCUCUUAUGAAAAACUUCGAAAAAGCUUUCGAUGUCAUAGCAGUCGACGCUACGAGAAGGUUCGGAGAGCUAAGAAAAGCUGAGAACGCGCUGAACGAGGAAUUAGAAACUGAAGUGUGUCGCUGGGCACUAGAGACUCUAGGCAUGGCGGUGUUGGGCACUAGACUUGGCUGCCUGGAUGGUCCUGCCCAUGUGCCCACUUCAGAAAACAGAAAGCCAGAAAAAACUUCAAUGGACGACGAAAUCCCAGACCUCUGCUCGCUGUCGAAGCGUUGCCCCGACGGUCUCACUCCCGCAGAAGCGCUAGUCCGGUGUACGAGAGAGAUAUCUGAUGCAGGCUACUUGGUGCGGAGCGAACAUACCCUCAAGACCGAGUCGAAGACGUUUAACAACGCGCUGAUGGCGCUGGAUAAGCAUUACAGCCUAACAGAGCGCUUCCUUCUGCAAGCCAUGUCGGAGCUGAACACCACAGACCCUAAGCCAGAACAGGUUCUACUAAACAAACUAGCCCCACUGAAGCAGAGGAUACUACCACUCGUCGCUGAUGUGCUAUUGGCGGGAGUUAAUCCUUUGGCCCAAUCGGCCCUAGCCAUGCUCUACCACCUGUCCCUCAACCCCGCGCGACAGCAACGCGCCCACGAUGAGAUAUGCUGGUCCGCAGCUUCUCAUGCAGCUGGUGCUGGGGUCCAGGAGUUACCUUACCUAGCAGCGUGUGCCAGGGAGGCCAUGAGGCUACAUCCAGCUACGGGAGGCGUGGUGCGGAGGAGUACGGAGGCUAUCAGUGUUGGGGGAUACGAAGUGCCUGCUGGGGUCGACAUAGUCCUCGCCCACGGAGUCACCAGCAAAUCUGAGAAGCAGUGGGGCAGAGCCAACGCCUUCAUCCCCGAGCGCUGGUGCAGCGAGGGCUGGGAGCCUCUCAGGGCCUCCCGGGCCCAUCCCCUGGCCUCCCUCCCCUUUGGUACCAGGUGCCCGGCCUCCGGCCUCGCUGGGCAUGUACUGGCCAGUCUAGCUACCAGGGUUAUGGAGAGGUAUAGGCUGGAAUGGCACGGGCCGGCCGCGAAUAUGGUGACGACGGGAGUGAAUAAAGUGCAGGCGCCGUAUUAUUUUGUAUUGCAGGAUGCGCAUUAAGAUAGCCUCCGCCCCUGUAGCACCUGUAAUGAUGACUCACAUUAGACUGGGCUGUGUCCGAGCCGGAGCCUCCGGCGCAUCGUUUUCUAUAGAAAGCAUCACGUGAUCGCCUGUCAUGUCAAAGAAAAGUAAGCGCCGGAAGCUCCGGCCCGGAACCACCCGGUCUAACGUGAGUUAUCCUCAUAUAUUCGUAAGCAAUCCCCCGUUCUGGCAGUCAAAUUGAAUUGCAAACUUAUUGAUACUAACUAAUUUAAAAUUUCGAUUUUGUUGCGAUAUUUAUUUGACAACGUCAUGAAGUAUUUUGGCCUUACAUACCGUGGAAGCUAUAUUUUUACUAGCUGUUGCCCGCGACUUCGUCCGCGUGGAAUUUUAUCUUCAACAUUUUACAUCUUUAGUACCUAUAAUUUUCUAUAAUUUUCAUAUCCGAGCAAUGUUGAAAUUAAGUACUUUUCUUUUUUAGCAAGUUGUAUGAAGUUUUAAGUCAAGUGGAUUUUGAUGUUGAUUGCUGAAAUUACUUUUCUUGUAUUCUCAUAAUGCCCUUAUACAAAGAUUCAAGUUUCGCACUCACAAAUUAUCUAUCUCCAUACAAACUUUCAACCCCUUUCUCACCACCUUGGGGGAUGAUUUUCAAAAAUGCUUGAAUUAGUUUUCAUGUUUUUCAAUUUAAUACCUUUUUGUUGCAAAAAGUUCAAGUUCCUAGCUUAAAAUUUAAUUUACACCCCAAGACGAACUUUCAUCCCCUUUUUAACCCCCUUAGGGGUUGAUUUUCCAAAAACGUUGCAAUUACUUUUAUUUGUAAUCGGCUAUUAUGUCUUUCUAAGUAGUUUCAAAGCAUUUGUAAUGGAUUCAAACUUUGAACCCCAUUUUAACCCUGUUAGGGGAUGAAUUUUACAAAUUGCUGAAAUCACUUUUAUUGUCUUCUAAUAAUAUCCCCAAAUACAAAGAUUCAAAUCCCGCGCUCGAAAAAAUGUUUAAUAUCCAUACAAACUUUCAACCCCUUUUUUACCACCUUAGGGGAUGAAUUUUCAAAAACGCUGAAAUUAGUUUUCUAGUAUUUUAAUUUAAAACGUUUUUACAAAGUUUCAAGUUCCAUGCUUAAAAUAAGGUUUGCACCCGCAGACGACCUUUCAUCCCCUUUUUAACUCCCUUAGGGGUUGAAAUUCCAAAGACGUUGCAAUUACUUUUUUUUGUUAUCGGCUAUUAUGCCUUUCUAAAAAGUUUCAAAACCAUUUGUAAUGGAUUCAAACUUUCAACCCCAUUUUAACCCUGUUAGGGGAUACAUUUUACAAAACGCUGAAAUUAUUUUUCCUGUCUUCUAAUAAUAUUUCUAAAUACAAAGAUUCAAGUCCCACACUCGAAAAAAUGUUUGAUAUCCAUACAAACUUUCAACCCCUUUUUCACCACCUUAGGGGAUGAAUUUUCAAAAACGCUGAAAUUAGUUUUCUUGUAUUUUAAUAAUAUAUCUUUUAACGAAGUUUCAAAUUCCUAGCUUAAAAGAAAACUUUAACCCCAUACAAACUUUCAUCCCCUUUUUAACCCUGUUAGGGGAUGAAUUUUACAAAACGCUGAAAUUACUUUUAUUGUCUUCUAAUAAUAUCCCCAAAUACAAAGAUUUAAGUCCCGCGCUCAAAAAAAAUUUUGAUUUCCAUACAAACUUUCAACCCCUUUUUCACCACCUUGGGGGAUGAAUUUUCUAAUACGCUGAAAUUAAUUUUCUUAUAUUUGAAUUUGAUACUUUUUUACAAAGUUUCAAGUUCCUAACUUAAAAUAAAAUUUGCACCCGAAGACGAAUUUUCAUCCCCUUUUUAACCCCCUUAGGGGUUGAAUUUCCAAAAACGUUGCAACCACUUUUUUUUGUAAUCGGCUAUUAUGCCUUUCUAAGAAGUUUCAAAGCAUUUGUAAUGGAUUAAAAUUUUCAACCCCUUUUCAACCCUGUUAGGGGAUGAAUUUUACAAAACGCUGAAAUUACUUUUCAUGUCUUCUAAUAAUAUUCCUAAAUACAAAGAUUCAAGUCCACCACUCGAAAAAUUUUUUGAUAUCCAUACAAACUUUCAACCCCUUUUUCACCACCUUAGGGGAUGAAUUUUCAAAAACGCUGAAAUUAGUUUUCUUGUAUUUUAAUAAUAUAUGUUUUUACGAAGUUUCAAAUUCCUAGCUUGAAAGAAAACUUUCACCCCAUACAAACUUUUAUCCCCUUUUUAACCCCCUUAGGGGUUGAAUUUCUCAAAAUCGCUUCUUAUCUCUUGUACACUUUAUAAAUGCAACCUGGUGUGCAAAUUUCAACUUUCUGGCUUUUGUAGUUUCGGCUCUGCGUUGAUGAAUCAGUCAGUCAGUCAGUCAGUCAGUCAGGACACUUGCAUUUAUAUAUAUAGAUUGUAAUUUUAUAAAAUUAACUCUAACUAUAUAUAUAAACAAGAAAAAAAUGUGUAUUAAUUAUAAGUUCAGUUUGAGUAAAAAGAAAACAAGGUGAAUCAUGCCAUUGAAUUUUCGUACUGUUCCUGGCAAAACGAAUUAUUUUCGAUUUUACUUCGCCUGAAUUUAUAUUAGGUACCUAAGUAGAGUAAGUAGUAAUUAAACUGAGAAAUGCACUAGAAAAAAUAACGAAUUUAACAUUUUGCGUGCAUAGCCAAACCGCCUUUAUAUUCAAUGUUCCUUAAUUAUAAAACUAAUUACUUACCUUGUAAUCUAAGUACUGUAUUAAUAAAAAGAUAUACGUUAAAA
Messenger RNA from Cydia fagiglandana, 4480 nucleotides. RefSeq names its product probable cytochrome P450 49a1. The transcript has 10 exons. NCBI's taxonomy places the organism in Eukaryota, Metazoa, Arthropoda, Insecta, Lepidoptera, Tortricidae. Gene Ontology annotation, molecular function: oxidoreductase activity, acting on paired donors, with incorporation or reduction of molecular oxygen; monooxygenase activity; iron ion binding. The record is from RefSeq and is a predicted model, not a curated record. The coding region runs from base 143 to 1759 and encodes 538 amino acids.